Molecule: messenger RNA, 4208 nt
Organism: Cryptotermes secundus
Lineage: Eukaryota; Metazoa; Arthropoda; Insecta; Blattodea; Kalotermitidae
Product: neprilysin-4
Exons: 20
Coding region: 213-2477 (754 amino acids)
Biological process (GO): protein processing
Cellular component (GO): plasma membrane
Molecular function (GO): metalloendopeptidase activity
Source: RefSeq, a predicted model, not a curated record
UAUGCUGCAGCACACACCUUGGGUUCCUCAUAUGUGGGAGUACUCUACUGUAUGCCUGCACUGGUGCUGUGGUCUUCAGCAAUGUACAUAGUCCACUUUUGCCUUUGAAAAUGCUAGGAUCUAUGCUUAGUGUGUUUUGCAGAUAGAAUGCAGAACAGUUCAUAAUAACAGUGGCUGUUAUAGGAGGCAGGUUCAGUUAGGAAGAAAUCACAAUGAAGGCAGAGCCACAUCAUGGUUGUUACAGGAGCAGCUGCUUGGUAAAACUGCAUUUCAUUGCAUCAUUAACACUUCCAUAUAUCUUCGCUGUGGAAGCAAAUCAUGGUGACAGAGCAUUUCUCCCAUGGCCACUGGAAAUUACAAAACAUGAUAGAAGUCGUGUCUGUGAAACAGAAGAGUGUAAGGUAGCUGCUACGCAGUUGCUGCAUAGUCUAAACAUGAGUGUGGAUCCCUGUGAAGACUUCUACGAGUUUGCCUGUGGGGGCUGGAUGAAGCUGCACCCUGUACCUCCUUCAGAGUCACACAGGAAUCAGUUUGAUCUUGUCAUGGAGAAGGUAGACUUCGAACUUAAAGAAAUUCUUGAAGCUGGAGAUGAUCCUGAUGAACCUUUCCCAGUGAGAGCUGCCAAGAGAACAUACCAAGCUUGCAUGGACACAGAUUAUGUGGAGUCAGAAGGCUUGGAACCUCUGUUGGACAUAAUAGAAAGUCUUGGUGAUUGGCCAAUGGCAUCUGACACCUGGAAGGAAGAAGACUUUAACUGGCAAAAAGCUAUUGCAGAAUUGAAUAGACAUUUGGGUCUUUCUCCAUUGGUAUCCCUGAUUGUUUAUUUGGACAGAAAGAAUUCUACUCACAGUGUUAUUACAAUUGACCAGUCAUCACCAGUGUUGCCACGUUCAAUGUUGGCAGACCCAAAUACAUAUGGAAAGCAGUUGGAAGCAUAUCGUCAAUGGAUUAUGGGGACUGCUAUUGAAGUUGUGAAGGCUCGAAAUGCUUCAGUUCCACCCACAAGGAUCAGUGUGGAUGCAUCUGAAGUGCUGGAAUUUGAGAUUGAGUUGGCACAUGUGACAACUCCUACCGAGAAGAGGCGCAAUGCAUACCGAAUGUACAACCCAAUGACACUUGAGGCACUUCAGAAUUUGACUGAUUCUGUUCAGAUCUCAAGUCCUCAUGCCAAGAUACACUGGCAAGAUUUCUUUGAAGCUGUGUUCACAGAUAUUGACGUGACCUUCAAUUCGCAGGAGAGGGUUGUGGUUAAGGAGGUGCAAUAUUUGUUAGACCUCGUGACAGUUUUGGACCAUACACCUCUUAGAGUUAUUGCAAACUACAUUCAGUGGCGUCUAGUGAAAGCACUCAGCAAAGAGACCACACAAAAAAUGAGAGAACUUUCAUUUCAAUUUGAGAGAGUUUACAGUGGAACUAAGGAAAAACUGCCCUUAUGGCGAGAAUGUACAUUCGUGACCACCAGUUCUCUAAGCUUUGCUGUUGGCUAUUCCUAUGUUAGCCGAUUUUUUGAUAAUGAGGCUAAGAAAUCAGCUCUUCAGAUGGUGGAAAAUAUUCGGGCACAGUUCAGUUCUUCAGUGAGUGAAGUUGAUUGGAUGGAUCCGGUUACUCGCAAGGUAGCACAAGCCAAAGCACAAGCUAUGAAGGAAUUGAUUGGUUAUCCUGACUGGUAUGCAAAUAAAUCAGCAAUAGAGGCUUAUUAUAAAGGGGUUUCAGUUGGAAGGAGUCAUCUAAGAAACAUUGUGUCUCUGAAAACACUGAUGAUGCAUCGAGUCCUGUCCAAGCUGCAUUUACCCACUGACCGCUCAGAGUGGUACACAAGUCCAGAUGUUGUUAAUGCAUAUUACAACCCUCAAACUAAUUCGAUAACUUUUCCAGCUGGAAUUUUACAACUGCCCUUCUUUAGUAAAGGGAGACCAGAGGCACUGAAUUAUGGGAGUAUUGGUGUAGUGAUUGGGCAUGAAAUCACACAUGGAUUUGAUGAUAUGGGUCGUCAAAGUGACAAGUAUGGCAAUCUUGCUCAGUGGUGGUCAAAGUCAACCAUUCACACAUACCUUGAGAAGGCCCAGUGCUUCAUAGAGCAGUAUAGCAUGUACAGAGUCCCAGAACUAGAUGAACUGUUACAUACUGAAGUGAUGAUGAAUGGGGUUACUACACAAGGUGAAAAUAUGGCAGAUAAUGGUGGUAUGAGGCAAGCAUUUCUAGCUUAUAAGAAAUAUGUGGAACACAAUGGACCUGACUUACGCCUGCCAGGCUUACAUCAGUUCUCACCUGAGCAGCUGUUUUUCCUUGGAUUUGCAACUGUGUGGUGUGAAUCGGCUACAAAGGAGUCCCUGCUCCAAGAAGUUCUCUCAGAUCCCCACAGUCCACAGAGACUUCGAGUGCAAGGAACUCUGGCUAAUUCUCAAGAAUUUGCUCAUGCCUGGGAUUGUCCUGUUGGGUCACCAAUGAAUCCUAGAGAUAAAUGCUUGAUCUGGUAGUAAUUACUAUUUGCAUGUGCUACUGGUCUCUGAAAAUGGUGGUUCAGUGCAGAUUUGAAGUGUUACUCCAGCUGCUGCAGCAGCAGGUCACUUACAUGCCCACACAAGGAGUUUUAAAAGAGGAAGCACUGACAAGACACCAGCACUUCCCAGUCUCAAAUGAUACAGGGUAUGAGUAGUGGACCAUAAAUGUUCAGAGAUGGGAAGAGAGACAGCACUUUAUUUACAAAUUAUGGGCCCAGAACAGGUCCUGGAUAAAAAUAGACAUUUUAAUACCUGCUUCAAAAAUGAAACAAGGUUCUCUUAGAAAGCCUGGUUUUCUUAAUUUACCGAAUAUAUGUGAUGGCACUAGUAACAGUGUGUAACUGUGCCAUUACAUAUAUUCAUUUUCUCCCAUUUCCAAAGAGAGCUGCUUCUGGAUGAAGCAUGUGCAUCGGCUUCAUGACUACAUUCUUUGGCAAAAUGUGGGGUGGGGAUCAGCAGUUCAGCUAACUUCAUUCUUGUGACAGAGACUUUUGACGGUUACUGUCUUCUGAGAUGUGUUGCCAUGCAGAAUGGCAGAUGUUUACUGGCAUAUCAGAGGAGUGUGCUGCCUUCAUCUUCUAGAUACUCUUCUAUCAUGAAGAUGGAGGCAGUACAUCCAUCUGAAACAGUGAUAAACAUUUUCCAGAUUACAUCACAUCCCAGAAGUAAUCCCAGUAACCAUCAGCUUCAUCCUGUUUCAAAGUACCCUUAUUCCAUUUUGACCGAGUCGUUCGUUUUAUGCUGUCGGUAGCAUGAGAUUAUAGGCUGACUGAAGAGGAAAUGAUUUGUAAGAAAGCAGCCAUGGCCUAAUCUGGGAACUAUCCUGGCACUUGCUUGGAUGGACUGAGGAAAACCAUAACAGACCUCAAUCAGGAUAGCUAGUGUCUCAGCUAGGUUUCAAACAAAGUACCUCCUGAAUACAAGCCUAGAGCAUUACCUCUAGAUCAACAUGUCUGAUGUCACAGUUCAGUUUAUUCAUAUUACUUGCAGGAGACAAACAGGGUGAUACUAUAAGGGUGUUUUCUACAGAUGUUAUUCAAAGAUGAACUUCACCCUGAAUGCGACAGUAUUUUUAAUUUGUUUUCGUUCCCUACAUUGUAGAAAGUGUUGUGAAAUACACAUCAGGUGUAAGAGAAAGAAGCAAGUCAAAAUCAUCUCUGUAGGAGGUUAUUCUACAGAAAUAUUCCAUAACAAUUAACAGCUUUAUCUAGGAUGUGCAUUCCUCUGGGCCCCUGAGCAGUGUCAUUUCAUCAAAAGUACAAGACUGCAAAACUAAAGACUAAAACAUUGCAAUAUGUUCCCUGUUAUCUCAUUAAAAUAAAUCAAAGAUUCGUUUCUUAAAACAUCACCAAAAUAAGAUGUUAAAUAAGUAUCUGUACAAGUUACAUUACAUGUUGCUAUACUAUGUCCAUCAAACAUAAAUACCAUUAAAAUAUGGAUAGAAAUCACAAAGGGUCAACUUAACUACAAAUGAUACAACAAUGGCAUUACUGUAUAGAACUAUUAACACUCUUUAAGAAUUAUGUUCUUAAAAAUAAUUAUAUAUGUCAGUCAAGAGACUUUUGUACAUGAUCAUUUACUUAAGGGAAAAGUAAAUAACAAAAUAUUUCUUUGUAUCAUAAAUGUAUCUUUAAAUAUGGAGGAAGUGGAGUAGAAGCUGUCAUAGAAAAGGCUAUUGCAUAAUUUCAUUUCUCUUCAUUUUGGGUA